AUGUCCCUUAACACCUCCAUUGUGACGGGCUCCGUCGCCCUGGGAUUAGUCGGUCUUGAUAGUAUCAAAUUCAUCAAGAGUAUCGCCGAUCGCAUUCUUCGACCCCAAUAUGAUGAAGCCAGUCUAGCAAUCACCGCUUAUCGCGACGAGGACGGUGAGGCUACCGAGGAAUCCCUCCGAGCCUUUUCAGAUAAAUGGCAACGUGCAGCAAUCGCAUCAUUCUCAAUCAGUGGAUUGUCGGUUUCUCUGGCUCUGUCGAUUCUCUCAACUACAAACAGCAAUCUGAAUGAGCCGCUGGUGAACUGGCUACAAUUCGCAAUCUGGGUCUUGCUUUCACUACAAGGAAUUGCUUUCUUCACUGAGCCGCGCCCAACCGCUCGAUUCCGACUGGGUCAAUACGCCUUUGCGGGAAGUCUCAUAUCUAUCGCAGCAGCAGGCUUUGAACUCAGACAGGCAUACAUUUCUCAAGAUGGCCUUCUCCAAAAUCGAACUUGGGUCGCCCUGGUCGGUGCCAACAUCGGCAGCGCUCUCCUUCGCGCACUAUUUUGUAUCCUUCUACCACGACGCCCCAAUAUCUAUUUCGAGGGUCAAGUCGUGGAUAAAGAGCUGACUGUUUCAACUUUGGGUCGCUAUACCUUCGUGUGGGCUAGUGACCUGCUAAGCUUCACAGUCAACAAUAAGAAUCUGAAUUUGACCGACCUCCCGAAGCUCCGAGCCGACAAGCGUGCAGAUCGUCUUCGCGGCAAAUUUGAACGAGCCAAAGGAAAUGGAAAGCUUUGGAAGGGGCUGCUCUUGACGCACUGGCCCACUCUCCUCCUCCAGCUUUGCUUGACAGUGAUGUUGGCGUUCUUGGCAUUUGGCCCCCAAAUCGCAUUGUACAAUGUUCUCGGCUCCCUUGAGGGUCGGGGGAGUGUGGGUUGGACCCCUGAACGAUCAUGGAUAUGGGUUCUGGCAUUGGGAGGCUUCAUGCUCGUAUCUUCCUUCCUUGAGGCAUGGCUCUUCUGGUGUGUUUGGUCUAAGCUUGCGAUUCCUAUCUACGCAGAACUUACAGCUCUUGUGUUCGCGAAAUCGAUGCGUCGAAAGGAUGCCAAACACACAAAAAAGUCUGCGGAAAAGGACGACUCUCAACCUUCUAAAGCCUUACCUGCCGAAGAGCAGAAAGAGGAAGACGAUGAUGAUGAAGAGGGCAUGAAGAAGAGUCGCCAAAGCAUCGUCAAUCUUGCCGCUGUGGAUGCUCGUCGCAUUUCCGACGUGACCUCAUUCCUCUACCUGAUUCCAAGUGCUAUCUUGAAGAUUAUCAUCGGGUGCAGCUUCCUAGUCAAGGUCCUAGGAUGGCAAAGUGCGUUAGCUGGUCUCUCAGUUUGCAUCUUGAUUGCGCCGAUGAAUAUUGGCGUGACCAAGCGAUACACCAGUGCGCAAGACAAACUGAUGAAACACCGGGAUCAGAAAAUGGCCAUUGUGACGGAAGUUCUUCAGGGAAUUCGUCAGGUGAAAUUCUCCGCUCUAGAGGGUCAGUGGCAGAAGAAGAUCGCAUUGGUUCGAGAGAACGAGCUAGGGGCACUCUGGACUUCCUUCUUCUAUGAUGUUUUCCUCAUGGCUAUUUGGAUUCUGGGCCCUAUCGCUUUUUCGUCAGUAUCCUUGACGGUUUAUGCCAUUAUCAAUGGCGGGCUAUCCGCCUCGGUUGCUUUCACAGCCAUGGCAGUCUUCGGUUCUCUGGAGAUGGCACUCGCCAUUCUACCCGAAAUCAUUACCAACCUGCUGGAAGCCGUGGUCAGUGCUGACCGGAUUGACGAGUACAUGGCUGCCUCGGAGAAGGUCGUCAAUACUGUCCCUGGUGAGAGCAUCUCCUUUGAAAAUGCUUCAGUAGCAUGGCCUGCAGAACACCACCCCGGAGAGGAAGAAGAUGAGGAAGAGCGCUUCCUUCUGCGCGAUCUGAACUUCAACCUGCCGAAGAAGGGUUUGAGUGUGAUUUCCGGUCGAACUGGAUCUGGAAAGAGUCUCCUUCUUGCUUCUAUCCUCGGUGAAUGUGACGUCCUGGGAGGUACUGUGAAAAUACCUGUUCCACCUACACUCGAGACUCGGUUCGAUCACCUGGCCACAACUGCGAACUGGAAUAUCGACGACGCAAUUGCAUACGUUGCUCAGAUCCCAUGGAUUGAGAAUGCAACCAUCAAAGCGAAUAUCCUCUUUGGAUUGCCAUACAAUGAAUCCCGCUACCAGAAAGUCCUCUUUGCGUGUGCGCUGGAAAAGGACUUGGAAAUGCUCCCCGAUGGCGAACUGACAGACAUUGGUGCGAAUGGCGUCAAUCUGAGCGGUGGUCAACGCUGGCGUGUGUCAUUUGCUCGUGCAUUGUAUUCCCGAGCAGGAAUUCUUAUCAUGGACGAUAUCUUCAGUGCCUUGGAUGCACACACUGGACGUCAUGUUUACGAACACGCUCUUACGGGUGAGCUUGGUCAAGGGCGCACCCGUGUUCUGGUCACCCACCAUGUCGCUCUUUGUUUGCCUCUGACAGAUUACUCUGUGCUCUUGGAAAAUGGCCGUGUGAAGUACGCGGGCACGAUUGAUGAUCUCCGAGAAUCUAAUCUCCUAGAGGACAUUCUUCGUGAAGAGCAGGCCGCAGAGGAAUCGGAUCAGAAGCCUGUCGAUGAUCAAAAGGACGCCAAUGAUGUGGACGGAGGAACGCUUCAGAAAGUUAUUUCGAGCACUUCGCGGAGACGCCAAAGCAAUGCCGCUAAUGGGGAUACUGCUGCACCGGCCAAGGAUACUCCAAAGAAGUUUGUUGAAGAAGAGGGAAAAGAAAAAGGAUCCGUUCGACUCACUAUUUAUAAGACUUACUUUGGGAUGGGUGGUCGUGCUUUCACCUGGGCUGUUAUAAUCUCAGUUUACCUUUCCUAUGCCAUUCUGACGGUCGGACGGUCUUGGUGGAUCAGUGUUUGGACCACCAGAUCCUCCAACGCGCACGCACACGUCAAUCCCGAAUCGACUCAAGCAUUGCUACAAUACUCUAUGAUGCAAACGAAUAUGGUUACUGCGACUCAGGAUGAUAACCAUCUCACCAUGUACCUCGGAGUAUACAUCGGAAUCUCCGUUGUGACAUGCAUCAUCGGAACUAUUCGAUUUUAUUGCAUUCUGUCUGCAAGCAUCCGCGCGUCAAGAAACCUUUUCGAUUCCCUGUUAUUCGCCGUCUUACGUGCUCCGCUCCGCUGGCUAGAUACCGUCCCAUUGGGUCGAAUUCUCAACCGGUUUACGGGAGAUUUCCACGUGAUUGACUCACGGUUGGGGUACGAGAUGGGCUUCUUGCUGGGUGAGACAUUAGAUGUUUGUGGAAUCAUGGUUGCUGGCAUCCUUGUCUCCCCGCUUGUACUUGUACUUGCGUCUGCUCUUCUUAUCAUUUCCCUGAAGCUGUCUAUGACUUACCUUGCCGGCGCCCGUGAAGCCAAGCGUCUGGAAAGUACAGCUAAGAGUCCUGUCUUGGAGCAGUUUGGAUCUAGCUUGGCUGGAUUAGUGACCAUUCGAGCAUUCAGCAAGGCUGGUGCUUUUAUCGAUAUCAUGUACGGCAAGAUCAAUGCCCAUGCUCAGUCCUGGUGGGCGGUAUGGCUGUUCAAUCGCUGGCUGGGAAUUCGCAUGAAUAUUGUUGGUGCAAUCUUCUCGACCCUCACUGCAGCACUGGUUAUCUCUCUUCCUGGCAUUUCGGCAUCGAUGGCAGGAUUUGCGUUGAGUUUUGCCUUGCAAUGUAACCAAGCAAUCACACUUGCGCUACGACAAUACUCUAACAUCGAACUUAACAUGAACGCUACCGAGCGAGUCAUUGAAUAUUCCAACAUCGAGCUUGAGAACCAAGGUGGUGUGGAUGCACCUGCUGCUUGGCCUACUGAGGGUCGCUUGGAGGUCAAUGACCUGGUUGUGGGAUAUGCUCCAGAUCUCCCACCUGUACUCAACGGGCUCAGUUUCACUGUCGAGAAAAACCAGCGAGUAGGUGUGGUUGGCCGUACAGGUGCCGGUAAAUCAUCUCUCACAUUGGCACUCUUCCGCUUCCUCGAAGCGCGCCAGGGUAAUAUUUUCAUCGAUGGUCUGGACGUGGCGAAGAUCAAGCUUCACGAUCUCCGCAGUCGGCUUGCUAUCAUUCCUCAAGACCCGGUCCUUUUCUCAGGCACCGUGCGAAGCAACUUGGACCCAUUCGACGAGUAUAGCGAUACCGAACUGAACGACGCCUUGGCUCGCGUGCAUCUCGUCUCCUCAUCCGACGACGAAGCUACUCUCACCUCCCGAACUGCACCGCAUCAGUCAGGCAGCACUGGGGCAACUACACCCGAUACCGCCACGGUCCAAGCAAGCAAUUCGAACAUCUUCUCGUCGUUAUCAGCGACUAUCUCGGAGGGCGGUCUCAACCUCUCACAGGGUCAGCGACAGCUCCUUUGUCUUGCCCGUGCCAUUGUGGCCCGUCCUAAGAUCAUGGUUCUGGACGAGGCAACCUCGGCUGUGGACAUGGAGACGGACGCACAGAUCCAGCAAUCUAUUCGAGCUGAGUUUGGCCGUAAUGCGACUACUCUGCUCGUCAUUGCGCAUCGUCUAAGCACAAUUGCAGACUUUGAUCGUAUUCUCGUACUGGAUGCGGGUAAAGCAGUUGAGUUUGCUUCGCCUCGAGAUCUGAUGGACAUUGAGAACGGAGUGUUCAAGAGUCUCGUGGAGAACAGCGGCGAGAAAGAUGUGUUGGAGAAGAUGAUUUUCGGUUAA
This is a messenger RNA of Penicillium odoratum, 4734 nucleotides long. Its product is annotated as putative ABC bile acid transporter. Gene Ontology annotation, molecular function: ATP hydrolysis activity; ATP binding; ABC-type transporter activity. Bases 1 to 4734 code for a protein of 1577 amino acids. The transcript is spliced from 3 exons. The record is from RefSeq and is a predicted model, not a curated record. Lineage: Eukaryota; Fungi; Ascomycota; Eurotiomycetes; Eurotiales; Aspergillaceae. Gene Ontology annotation, cellular component: membrane. Gene Ontology annotation, biological process: transmembrane transport.